Messenger RNA from Chara braunii, 2863 nucleotides. The record is from the annotation of a GenBank genome assembly. Lineage: Eukaryota; Viridiplantae; Streptophyta; Charophyceae; Charales; Characeae.
ACGGGGGAAAGAGGAGGGGAAGCACUGGGAGCAGGGGGGAGAGCGGGAGAAGGAGGAGGAGGAGGAGGAGAGGGAGGAGGAGGAGGAGAGGGAGGAGCAGCAGGAGAACGAGCGGGAGCGGGGCUAUGGCAGGAUCUUUAUCACGUUGUUUGGCGGAGGAGGAGCGAGAGGGGGAGGGGGAGGAGGAGGAGGAGGAGUGGGAGGAGCGGGAGAAGGAGCGAGAGGAGGCGUGGGAGAAGGAGCGGGGAAGGAGCGAGAGUGGGGCUAUGGCGCGGGAAGAGGAGCGGGAGGAGGGGGAGGAGGAACGGGGGGAAAAGCAGGAGAAGCUGCGGAAGGAGGACGAGCAGCAGGAGGAGCGGGAGGAGCAGCAACAGAGGGAACGGGAGAAGGAGAGGGAGGAGGAGGGGGAGAAGGAGAGGGAGCGGGGCUAUGGCGGGAUCUUUGUCAUGUUGUUUGGUGGAGGAGCGGGAGGAGGAGGAGGAGCGGGAGGAGGAGCGGGAGGAGGAGUGGGAGAAGGAGGGGGAGAAGGAGGGGGAGGGGAUUGGGGAUGGGGUUGCAUCUCACAGCCCCUUUCUCCAUACUCUCCUUCUCAUUUUGCACAUUCGAAGGCUGCUCAGUUCAUGCACAUCGAGCAGCUCGCUACUCGUGAGGACAUUGUGUCCUCUCUUCUGGACUUGAGCAUGCUCCAGGCUCGUCAGGAGCGACUCACCUGCCAUGUCGCUGCACUGCAUCGCCUUCUCACCAUCCUCUCUGACCCUGAUCGCACCCUCCCGAUCAUUCCAGUACGGCUGGGGACCUCCACGAGGAUGUACUCAGCGCUGUGGGAUUCCGGUUCCCAGGGUAACUUCAUUCACCCACGUGUAGUGAAAGAAGCCCGCUUACCCACGACAGGGUCUCCGACUCCCAUCUCUGUUACCCUCGGGAAUGACAAGACCCAGCGCUUCUUCGAUCAGACGGUCACCGACCUCCCUUUCUUCCUCACUCUCGAGCCGACUGAUCGUCCCCCGGCGUCUCGUUGCCACCGCUCCUCUGCACAUUUCGAUGUGAUGGAGACGGGGUACGAUAUCAUUCUCGGCACUCCGUGGUCUCGUCGGUUUCGCAGCACCGAGGCCGAUUGGGCGACCAACCCUCUCGUUCUCAAAACGAAGUGUGGACAGACGUAUCGCGUACCUUUCAUAGGUACCACUGCGACACCACGCCCCGAUCCUCCUACCCCGGAGCCUUCCGUGCCCACACCAUCUCCUUCUAUCACCGUCACCUCGCCUCGACAGUUCGCCCACUUCAUCCGACAGGACGACGUCACCUUCUUUAUGGUGAACGUGACGGAUCUCUUACACUAUGAUCCACCCUGUCCCGACGCCGAUCUCAUCCCUCUGGAGCCAGAUCCUCCUUCUAUCUCCAUGGCUCCUAUCUUUACUUCCCACCCUCCGUCGUUCGUCGAGUUCACCCGGCCAUCGCGCGCUGAUGCUGACGCUGAGGAACUCACACGAUACACAGUUGACCUAGAGCCCCCAGUUUGUGACCUCAUUCGAGAGUACCACGACGUUUUCCCAUCAUCAUUCUCGUACGCCGGCAUCCCACCGAUGCGCGACGUCGAGCACUCCAUCCAGCUUGUGCCUGAMUAUCRUGUUCACCACCAGGCACCCUACAGACUCUCGAUCCCUGAGGCCACUGAACUCAAGCGUCAGCUUGAGGAGCUCCUGAGACUGGGUUUCAUUAAACCCAGCAACUCCCCGUGGGGUGCACUCGUCCUCUUUGCUCGCAAAGUGAUGGAAACUCUUCAUCUCUGCAUCGACUAUCGCAGUCUUAACCGCUACACGGUUAAGAACAGCUACCCCAUGCCUCGUUCUGAUGAGCUGUUCGACCGCCUAGCAGGCAACCGCUUCUUUACGAAGAUUGAUCUUUGUAGCGGUUACCAUCAGAUCCGCGUCGCUGCAGCGGACCAGCAGAAGACAGCGUUCCGAUCGUGCUUCGGCCACUACGAGUUUACGGCGAUGUCUUUCGGCCUCACCAAUGCACCCGCUACCUUCAAGAGGGCGAUGAACGACAUCUUCAGGGACAUCCUAGAGCAGUACGUUCUCGUCUACCUCGACGAUAUCCUGGUCUACAUUCGUAUCCUUGAGGAGCACCUCAGACACCUCCGCAACGUCCUUGACCGCUUGCGCAGACAUGGCUUCUAUGCCAAGGGCACCAGAGAGCCCCUUAUUUGCAUUCCCUCCACUAGACAACUGCGUGUCGGAGUAGUUACAGAGUUCCAUGACCAGGCAGCCGCCGGUCAUAUGGGCUUCCACAAGACGUUGGUUCGUGUGAGCCGCCUGUACGUCUGGCUGAAGCGCAAGGACUUUGUGAAGGACUACGUCGCAAAGUGUCCCACCUGUCAGGAGGUGAACAGUGCGAACCACCUUCCUUAUGGUUUGCUCCAGCCUCUUCCUAUCCCUGAGGGCCGUUGGCAGUCCAUCUCGAUGGACUUCAUCGGUCAUCUUCGUCCUCCGACCCCUCGCGGUCAUGAUGCUAUCCUGGUCGUCGUCGACUGCUUCACGAAGCGUGCACGCUUUGUUCCGUGCCGCUAUGCCAUCAGUGCACGUGAGGUCGCCGACAUCGUGUUUGACCGAGUCGUGCGUGACCAUGGCUUACUUCUGAGCAUCAUAUCUGACCGAGACCCGUGCUUUACCAACCGAUUCUGGCGACAGCUCCACGAGGUUUACGGCACCCAGCUCCGCUUCUCCUCGUCUUACCAUCCCCAGACUGAUGGUCAGACGGAGGUCACGAACAGGACUCUCGGAGAUAUUUUCUGAAAGAUUGUUCGUGACGACCAGCAGCGGGAUCUUCAUCUUGCCCACGCGGAGAUAGCCUACAACCACGC